AUCAAAAUGAUAAGGUGAGUCUCAACAAACAAACUUAACUCAGAAUUCAGAAAUCAGAAUGUAGUAAAAUAUGGAAUAUUUUGUAUUGAAUUUGUAACUAGAUAUCAUGAUAAUUUAUUUAAUACAUAAAUAAACAGAAUUAUUGAACAGUUAAUUAAGGACACUGAAUACCUAGAAAAUAAUACAACUUAAAAAAUGGACAACAAAAUUAAAUUUGAGGUACCUGGCGGUUUAGACUCAAUUAUGCCAAAUAUUAAAAUUGAUCUACUGAGUUACAUCAAUUGUAUUGAAAAUAUACCAUUAUAUAAAAGCGAAUCGACUCUCCCAACAAGAGAUAUUAAUAUAAAAUCUUUAUACGCAAAGAGUAACGUAGAUGUUAUACCAUUUGAAUUAAUUCCUGAAAGAGAUCCCAAGACUGGUAAAAUCUUGCAUUUUGAAGAAAUUAUUAGUGAUCCAAAUGAUAAUGCUGAUAUAGAUGCUAUGCCCUGUGAAAAACUAAAUAAAAAUCAAAGUUCAGAUGAAUAUUGUGGUGAAAUAAAUUUAGAAUAUGAUUCUGAUAAUUUACCAGUUGCUCCUAGUAUGUCUAAAAAGUUAGAUGUGAAAAAAGGUAAAGAAAAUAUUACUAUUAGUACAAGUGCGAGUGAUACAGUAUUAGACGACGAUUGGAUAGAAGAUUUUGAAGGUGUUUGGGAUGAUGAAAUACCAGAAGUAACUGUAGAACCAGAAAUCGCUGAUCCUAUUCCAAAAGAUGAAAUUAAUCAUAUUAAAAAUGAAAAUUUUGUAUUGAAAAUAUCUGGAACAUCUGAAAGGUCUUUGGUCAAAUCUCAGUGGGUGGAGGAAUUGGAUAUUUCUAAGCCUAUUGAUAAUUUUGAUGAACUUUUACCCGAUCCCGCAUAUAAGUGGGAAUUUGAACUAGAUACGUUUCAAAAACAGGCAGUAUUAAAACUGGAAGAAAAGAGUAGUGUUUUCGUUGCAGCUCAUACGUCUGCUGGUAAAACUGUUAUAGCUGAAUAUGCUAUUGCACUUGCAAAAAAACAGCAAUUAAGAUGUAUUUACACAUCUCCAAUAAAAGCAUUGUCCAAUCAAAAAUUUCGAGAUUUUAAAAAAAAGUUCGGAGACGUUGGGCUAAUAACUGGUGAUUUUCAAGUUAAACCAGAAGCUCAAUGUUUGAUUGUGACGACAGAAAUUUUAUGCUCAAUGUUGUAUAGUGAUUCAGAUAAAAUUAAAGAAACUGAAUUUGUAGUUCUCGACGAAGUCCACUAUGUUAAUGAUAGGGAUAGAGGACACAUAUGGGAACAAAUUUUAAUAAUGCUUCCUAAACGUGUGAAGCUGGUAAUGUUGAGUGCUACCGUGACAAAUGUUAUUGAUUUUGCCGAUUGGAUUGGCCGAACUCGAGCUUCUAAAAUUUAUGUCGUGUUUACUUUAUACAGACCAGUUCCUCUAGAACAUUAUCUCUAUGUCGGUUCAAAUACUAGUAUGGAUUUUCAAGAAAACAUGCAUUUAAUACGGAAAGCUGAUAGUGGUUUUCUUAUGCACGGUUAUCGGAGAGCUUCAGAACAGUUUAAAAAAAAUCAUGAAGUAAAAAAAUACCAUGAUUCAAAAAAUUUCAAAGAUCAAAAGCCCAAGUGGAUAAACUUUUUAAAAUUUCUUGAUAAAAAUAGUAUGUUUCCGGCAGUAGUAUUUAUAUUGUCCAGAAAAAAAUGUGACCUGAUGGCAGAAUCGCUUAAAAAUUCUGUCAAUUUUCUUUUGACCAGUAAAGAAUCACAAGCCAAUGAAUAUUUUUUUAAUAAAGCUAUUCAAAAAUUAAAACCUGAAGAUCGAGCGUUACCUCAGGUUGUUCUGAUGAAAGAGUUACUGUGUCAAGGAAUAGCAGUUCACCACAGCGGUAUACUACCCAUUCUAAAAGAAAUAGUCGAAAUGCAAUUUCAACAAAGUUUAGUCAAAUGUUUGUUUGCCACCGAAACAUUUGCCAUUGGCAUCAACAUGCCAGCAAGAACAGUUGUCUUUGAGUCUAUUACUAAAUUUGACGGUAUAGAAAAACGUAAUCUGGCUCCUGCUGAAUAUACUCAAAUGGCUGGACGGGCUGGUCGUCGUGGUCAUGAUAAAAGUGGCACAGUAAUAAUAAUGGCAACUGAACAAGUAAUUAAUGACAGAGAACUGACCAACAUGAUGUUGGGAAAAUCAGCAAAACUAGAAUCUCAAUUUAAAGUUAGCUAUUCCAUUAUAUUGAAUAUGUUCAAGAAGAAAAAUUGUGAAACACUAGAAGCAAUUCUCGGUAGUAGCUUUAUUGAAGCUGCUAGAGCAAAAAAAAAAGAUGAAUACACAGAAGAAUUAAAUUAUUUGAAAAUAUUAGAUGAAAAAGAUCAAUGGCAACCAACGGGACAACAAGAAUUGAUUAUUAAAGAGUUUUAUCUUGCUGCCAAAGAAUAUUUAGACUGCAGGAAAGAAUAUUGGGAUAACCUGUAUGCUUCAGCUGACAAAAAGUUCAGUGAGGUCGGAAGGUUUGUCAUCAUAACACAUCAACACCACAUUGGACAAUUAGCUAUUAUAUUAUCGAGUAAUGUCAAAAAAGUUCCGAGAGAGUUUCGUGUAUUGGUAUUAGAAAAUAAAGAAACCAAAAACGAAGAGUCAGAUAAACCAGAUUCUUGGUACAAAUUUAUGUACUUGUCUCGAAAAAGAAGAUUAUGUGAAUCACCUGAUGUAAUACACAACGACCAUACUAUACUGACUAUACCAUCAACUUCUAUUAUGGAAAUUACAAAAUUUUCGGAAAAUUUUGAUAGUAGUCUUAUCAUAAAAAAUUGGGAAAUGAGGCAGAAUGAACGUUUCAAAGAUGCAGCCAUUUCAAGUCCCUGUCAACGAGCUGUCAAAAUGUUAUCAGAAAACAUUAUAUACUUAAAUCGGUCCGAGUACAAUAGUUCUGUGCUAAGUAUAGGAGAUUUAGGAAUUGAUUCAUUUGAGUUGCAUAAUGCAAAACUACGUAUGCAUGCUUUAGAAAAUCAAUUAUAUAAUAUCGAUUUGUCGGACAUAAUUGGGUUUGAAGAAAUUUUCCAAAGAUUGUAUAAAUAUCAAACACGGAAAGAAAAAAUUGCAGAGUUAGAACAUCAAACGUCAAAUAAAGCAUUACAACUCUAUAAUGAAUAUAUCAACAAAGUAGAAGUACUUAAAAACCUUAAGUAUUUGGAUCCUCGUAAUGAAAUUACUACUCAAAAAGGAAGUGUAGCCAGUACUAUGGGAUCACAUGAACUCUUAAUUACCGAACUUCUUUUAAGUAAUAUGUUUGAAGAAAUGAAGCCAGAAGAAAUCGCUGCAGUUCUCUCGUGUCUAGUUUGUGAAUCAAAAUCAGAUUUUGAUGUUGAAUCUAUUAAAGAAGAAAACUUAAUAAAAGGUAUGAACAUAAUAAAAGAAAAACACAAUGAAAUUCAGUCAGUCGAGUCUAUAUAUUUAAGCAAUUUUGAACGUAUUGACCUCAACUUUAAUCUGGUCAAAGUGUUACAUUUAUGGGCCCAAGAAAAGCCUUUCUCUGAAAUAAUGGAUAUAACGGAUAUUCAAGAAGGAAUUAUAGUUCGCUGCAUUGUUCAACUAAAUGAAAUAUUAACAGUCAUCAAAAAUGCCGCAAAAACAAUUGGAACGAAUAAAAUUAGCGAAAAAAUGCAACUUGUGCUAGAUAAAAUUAAAAGAGAUAUUGUAUUCACUCCCUCAUUAUACAUGGAAUAAUCUUAAUUGAAUUCACAUAUUUUAUAUAUAUUUGAUGACAAUACUUUAUAUGAUGUUAUUAUUUUAUAUAAUAUGAAG
Molecule: messenger RNA, 3795 nt
Organism: Adelges cooleyi (spruce gall adelgid)
Lineage: Eukaryota; Metazoa; Arthropoda; Insecta; Hemiptera; Adelgidae
Gene: tst
Product: helicase SKI2W
Exons: 19
Coding region: 196-3717 (1173 amino acids)
Biological process (GO): nuclear-transcribed mRNA catabolic process, 3'-5' exonucleolytic nonsense-mediated decay
Cellular component (GO): Ski complex
Molecular function (GO): RNA helicase activity; RNA binding; ATP binding
Source: RefSeq, a predicted model, not a curated record